UCAUAUCACAGCAUGACUCAGCAGGAGUUCCAGAAGCUCGGAGACAAACUUCUCUCCUACAGAGGAUUUGUCUUUCCUCAAGCCAGUGAGAACGAUACCACACCGGAGUACAUGGACAGUCUGGAGACGUUCCAGAUUAGAGACGAUGAUGUGUUUGUUGUUACCUUUCCUAAAUCAGGUACAGUUUGGACUCAGCGCAUUGUGACAUUGUUGUAUGAGGACGAGUUUCCAGAGUCCAUAGAUCAGAAUACAAAUGACCGCAUGCCAUGGCUGGAGUUUCCCAUGAAUGGAAAGGGACAGUACUAUCCCACUCGCCGAUCCCCCCGCCUCUUCUGCUCUCACCUCCCCGAGUACCUGAUGCCCUGUGGGUUACAGGGCAAAGGAAAGAUCAUCUAUGUGAGCAGGAAUCCCAAAGACAUCAUGACGUCGUACUUCCACUUUACUCGGUUCCUGAAGGUUUUAGAACAACCAGAGACGUACAACGAGCUGAUGGAGAGAUUCUUCACUGGACGGGUGGUCGGCGGCUGCUGGUUUGAUCACAUCAAAGGAUGGUACACCAACAAGGACAAAUACAACAUCCUGUUUCUCAGCUAUGAGCAGAUGAUCCGGGACCGGAGAGGUGCCGUGGUGCAGAUUUGUGAGUUUUUGGGGAAGAACGUGUCGGAUGAUGUCAUCGACAGUGUGGUGGAGAAAUCGAGCUUCAACUACAUGAAGAAAGACCCAAAAGCCAACUACGAAUUUUUACCUGAUGAUCUUGUAGAUCCAAUGAAAGGCGCUUUCCUGCGCAAGGGUACAGUGGGAGACUGGAAGAACUCUCUGACUGUGGCACAGAAUGAACACUUUGACCGUGUUUAUCAGGAACAAAUGAAAGAUCUGCCAGUGGACUUUGUGUGGGACAUCACAGAUCUACACGCAUAA
Neoarius graeffei (lesser salmon catfish) is the source of this 918-nucleotide messenger RNA. RefSeq names its product amine sulfotransferase-like. Gene Ontology annotation, cellular component: cytoplasm. NCBI's taxonomy places the organism in Eukaryota, Metazoa, Chordata, Actinopteri, Siluriformes, Ariidae. Gene Ontology annotation, biological process: sulfation. The transcript has 6 exons. Bases 13 to 918 code for a protein of 301 amino acids. The record is from RefSeq and is a predicted model, not a curated record. Gene Ontology annotation, molecular function: sulfotransferase activity.